GUAAAGAUGGAGGCUGAACAGAAUGAAAGUCCACGGAACGACGAACCAAAUCAGGAUUUCAGAGUUCAAGUAACGUCAAAGAGGAAAGUAGCGGAGCUGAUUAAAAGAUUUAAAGAGAUUUUAUCUUCCGCUUUGGACGGACAGCCCGACAUUUCAGAGGAGACGAGGAGAAAUUUAUUGCAGGAUCUUUUGGACAACUUUGAAGCUGCUGUUCAGGUCAACGUGUUGGUGAAUGGACAGACUUGGGAGGAGGCUCCAGAUGUUGACACGGAGGCGAUUGAUCUGGAGAGUCUGAUGGAUGACAGCAUCGUAGAGACGACCAGACGGCGCCGUACCUACCCCACAAAGAUCCUCCCUCAUGUGGUGCACGCUCUCAAGGCUGAACGCAGAAUCAUGGGACUUUAUGAGCUCACGGUCAAACCCGAGGACUUUGUGAAAGAUGCAGAUCAAGAGAGCGUGAUGAGCGAAGUGUCAGCAGCUGCUCCUGCGGUGGUCCAACAGGCCAUCCAGAUUAUAAAGUCCAUCAGCAUCCUGCAGAAACAGGCUGAAGGUCUCUGUGAGGUCCUCAACACCAAGCCCAGCCUCGCCUCCCUGGAGAUCCACCAGGAGGUGCUGGGUCCCAGCAGCCAAUCACACGCUCUGCCUCCUGGCGCCAGAGUCAGGCAGCCAAUCAGGAGAGCCGUAGAGGAAACGACAACCACAGAAGGCUACGUUCCCCAGGCCAAGAAAACAGGGUGCAUCAUGGGAGAGGACGCGUCACGCACCGCAACAAGCUGCUGAGACGUGAAAAGGUUUGGCU
Molecule: messenger RNA, 799 nt
Organism: Nematolebias whitei (Rio pearlfish)
Lineage: Eukaryota; Metazoa; Chordata; Actinopteri; Cyprinodontiformes; Rivulidae
Gene: nsl1
Product: NSL1 component of MIS12 kinetochore complex
Exons: 6
Coding region: 7-780 (257 amino acids)
Biological process (GO): mitotic sister chromatid segregation
Cellular component (GO): MIS12/MIND type complex; kinetochore
Source: RefSeq, a predicted model, not a curated record